AUGCUUCCCUUUGGCAGUCUCAUUCGGAGACACCGAUACAUCAUCGCGUGUCUCGUCGCCAUUCCGUUCCUCUUCUACUUCCGUCACACCAGCGGUCAACCUUCCGUGUCAACAAGCAAGUACCGUACAGGCGGGCUGGGCACCAACACAUGGGACGACAGCGACUGGGUCGACGACUCGCUGGUAGGCAACCGCUUUGCCGACCACACAGCUGGUGGCGGCGGCAAGUGGCUGCCAUGGACCAAGCCAGGACGCAGCAUCCUCGUCACUGGCGGCGCAGGUUCGCUGGGCCACGCCAUUAUCCCAAAGCUCUUGAACCAAGGGUACAUUGUCCACGUUGCCGACUUUGUCCCGCAGCCCGUGACGUUGCCAAAGGACGUGCUGUACCACCGCGUAGACAUUCGCACGUCGGCACUGGGCGAGAUUCUCGAACACACACAGUACGACGGUGUCCUCCAUUUUGCUGGCGUCAGCCUCGAGGGCUGGUGCCUCUCCAAGCCGGAAGAGUGCACAAAGGUCAAUGUCGGCGGCACCAAGAACCUCAUGGAGGCCAUCGAGGUGCAGUCCCGUAAGGCGGCAGGCUCCAGCGGCGCAUGGACAAGGGGCGUCACUGUCCCAUGGAUUGUGUACGCAUCGAGCACCGAGGUCUACGGCAACCCCGAUAAGGGUACCAUCGAGGAGAGCAGCGCGACCAACCCCGAGUCGAGCAUUGGCAAGACUAGCCUCGCCGCCGAGGAGCUGGUGCGUGACGCGUUUGACCGUUCUCGCCGCGGCAAGCUUGCCGGCGAGCACAAGCAGCGCGACGACGACGAGGACGCCGACGCCGACGACGACAGCGAGGGUGGCUCGACUGUUCUCCGCGGUGCCGUGAUCCGUCUCUCGCAGGUGUACGGCUUUGCGCGUGAGUCUGCCAUUCCAUCGGCAUUCAUCCCGCACCUUCUUCAGCGCUCCGUGUCGUCCCUCCCGAUCCAGUACUCGUCCGACGAGCCUGCUAGCGACUUUUUGCAUGUCAACGACGCUAUUGACGGUAUCCUCCGCGUGAUCGACUUUGUGGGCCGUUCGGAAGGCGGCGAAGCUCUGGAAACGUUCAACCUCGUCAAGGGCGGCAAGCGCUGGAUGCAGCAAGAGGUCGUCGACCUCAUGCGUGCCGAGACCAAGACCAUGUCGCCCCUCCGUGACAUUGGCGACAAGAAGGCCACGGUCAGCUCUGCGCGGUAUUCAUCCAAGCGUGCCACCGACGUUCUUGCCUGGACUCCAGCGGUCGACCUCCCGCUCGGCCUCGCACUGGCCACGACCGCCCUUGCCGAGGACUCGGUCGAGUACGCCAACAACUUUCUCAGCCGUCACUGCCCGCAGUACGGCGCGGACGUUGGCGCUAUGCAGACUCCCGCGGUGCCCGAGGACCAGCGUAACCGCGACUUGUGGAAGCUGCACAACUGCACCGUCAACCUCGGCUUCAACCACGACGGCUGGCUGCACCACGUCAAGUGCCAGGACGGCAAGAACUGCGGCGCCGACAACAAAAAGGUCGUGUCGUACAACUGGAACGCUACCGUUUGGAACAUUCACGUCGUCCCGGAAUCCCACAGCAGCAACGGCCGUGCGCAGGUCAAGUUUGCCCAGGAGAACGGUGCGGGCUGGCUUGGCAUCCGCAAGACGGACAUUGCUGGCGGUGGCGAGGUCGAAUGGGCUCUCUUCAGGGACAAUGACCCCGAGCCGUUUGUCAACACGUUCGAGGUCGAGGUCGCGCCCGACUCGUCGGCUCUCCGCAUCAUGCUCCCCGGCACGCAGCCUCAGCCAAUCUACGCCCAUUCCAAGGGCGAAGAGACCAUCUUCAACCUCGAGACCAUCGAGGCGGCCGUUACCGAGCCGCACUAUGACAUGCGCAUCAACAUGCUCUGUUGCCAGAGCGAGGGUGACUGGCCGCUCCUGCUGGAUGACCACGAGUCUGCCGACCAGCGUUUCGGCAACGCGGGCGACAUUGCCUUCAACGCGUCCCGCCGCUUGCACCUUUGUGAGCGUGCUCACGCUGCCCAGCAGCUGUACACUACCAUGAUCGAGACGUCGCGCAAGCUCGUCGACGAGGUCAGCGCGCAGACUGGCGACGCAAAGUCCAAGUCUGCUCCGCCGUACACUGUCAGCAGGCACCCUCACAACUGGCCGCUCAAGCCUCUCGAGCCCUGCUGGAACGACUGUAACAGCCCCACCACGUGUGUGCAGACCGGAAACUGCCGCUGCGUCCAGGCCGACAACUGCCCCCGUCGUCGCGAGAACCCCCUCAUUGUGCUGGCACGCGGGAUGCGCCCCACCGACCAGAAGAAGGUCUCGCCUCUGGGAGACCUGGGAAGCUUCGACCCCGUCCUGCGCAAGAUGGUGGAGAAGGUGGACUGGCGCGACAUCCUCCUCCCCGAGGCACGUGCAUACUAUGCCGCUCACCCGGAACUCAUCAAAGUCCACGUUGUGUCUGGUUACGAGGGCGAGAAGGAGGUUGAGGCUUCACCGUGCCACAAGCUCCAGAAGACCCACUGCUUCAGCGCCGACAGCAUCAUGUACCGCGCCAUGCGCCACGUCUCGGUCCCUGCCACCGAGGCGACCCUCGUCGUCCUUCCCGUCUACCAGCACUGCGUGGACAAUGAGCAGAACAGCGCCGACUUCCUCCUCCACAAGGUGUGGAGCCACGCGACCAACACCAUCAAGAACUUUUACGACGACAAGGUGCCCCUCGUCAUGAUGACCCACGACUGGGGAAUCUGCCUGUCGUUUACCUGGGAGAUCUGGUCAUCCCGCGAGAUGCGCGAGGGUAAGCCCACCCUGUACCCGGACCACCUGCUCGACAACACCAUCGUCUUCUCCGUCAUGGGUGACUGGGACACGAGGUGUUACCGCCCUGCGCAGGACAUUGUCGUGCCCGCACGCACCUGUCUGAGCGAGCAGCUCAAGGACCGCUUCUCGGACAUUCACAACGUGGCCCCGGCCCACGAGCGCCCUCAGCUCAUUACGUGGUCGGGAACGUUCUGGGGUACGGGCAAGACGGAGCGUCUCCGCCUCGCAUGCCACCGUGGCGGUGUGGCCGACGAGGAGCUGGUCAGCGGCGGUGGGCCCCAGAGCAGCUUCUACAACUGGGAGUAUCUCAAGGAACUGAAUGCCGCCAGGUUCUGUCCUCAGCCCAAGGGUAUUGCUGGCUGGUCGCCCCGUGUCAACGACGCAAUCUACGCCGGCUGCAUCCCCGUCCUCAUCUCCGAGGGCUCGCACUACCCCUUCGUCUCGUCGCUCGACUGGUCGCAGUUCUCGGUGCGCAUCCACCCGACGGAGCUGGACCAGAUCGAGCACAUUCUCGGCGCCAUCCCGCUCGACCGCGUCGAGCAGCUGCAGGCCAACCUGAUGGCUGUGCGCGACGCCUUCAUCUACUCGUCCGACGAGCACCCCGAACAGGAGAUGGACCGCCGCGGACCCAUGUUCUUUGGUCUCCUCGAAGCCGGUAUGCGACUGCGCACAAGGUAUCCCGACAGGCUGGAUAAGGCCUAUGCCGCGGAACACCCGGACGAGGCCAAGGAGUAG
This is a messenger RNA of Apiotrichum porosum, 3558 nucleotides long. RefSeq lists its product as uncharacterized. NCBI's taxonomy places the organism in Eukaryota, Fungi, Basidiomycota, Tremellomycetes, Trichosporonales, Trichosporonaceae. Bases 1 to 3558 code for a protein of 1185 amino acids. The record is from RefSeq and is a predicted model, not a curated record. The transcript has 2 exons.